AGGGUGUUACUUCGUCCACAUUGAAUUUCCUUCCGUCAGCAAAUGGAUCACGACGACGACUUGGAGGCUUGUGCUGCUGAGCGCGAGGGUCUCCUGGCAAGUCAUAAGCAGCCUCCCACCGAUGUUCGGGCUACCACCGUGAAGAGCCCUCUUCCCGAGUCUCGGGGCCCGCGGUUUACCCUCACACAUCUCUUGUCCUCGUUUGCAGGCGGAGUCACGCUCUGUUUCGUUGCUCAGCUCCUGACGCAGCGGCUGAAGUGUCCAUCGGAACUUUACAGUGAUAUCGAGAAAGAAGGCCAGGCGAAUGUCCUUGCACCCCCUUUUGUCGGUUCAACUCAGGUUCACAACUUCCCUCUUUCUCCGACAAAUUAUUACCCAGACCUGUUCCCAACGGACGUCGGAUACCCAGGCAGCACCCCAACAGGUGCAGAGCCAGCUCUUAUACUAACAGCCCCCUCACAACCCAUCCAAACCGGUGCUGCUGAACUCGUCCUCCCUCCUUCACUGUAUGAAGACUUUCUGGAGCAUAAAGUUGAAAAUGCGACUGAGAACGCGAGGGAACGCGAGUUCAAUCUCUUCCGUUCUUGGGGGAACCUCUCUCCGUGGUACAGUGUUCCUAAAGGUGCUUUUGGAAUUGAUGAAGGACCGGAGCCCCCGCAAGGCUGCAAUAUUGCCGGCGUCCAUCUGCUGCAUAGGCAUGGUGCCAGGUAUCCAACUGGUCCUUCAUCGGGACCUGCCACCCUGUCCAGACAACUGCAUGAAAGUGCUGCAGAGUGGGAAGCAACUGGAUCGUUAGCCUUCUUGAAUGAUUGGACAUAUAAGCUUGGUGAGGAAGUUCUGACACCCUUUGGAAGGCAGCAGCUCUUCGACCUUGGUGUAUCAAUGCGGCUGAAAUACGGCUUUUUGCUCGAGAAUUUCACUGCUGCAAAUAGUAUCCCUGUUUUUCGAACGGAAUCUCAGGAUCGUAUGCAUGCCUCAGCGAUCAACUUCGCACUCGGGUUUUUCGGGUGGCCUCUUGACGGCAAAUAUGAGCAAGUACUCAUGAUCGAAGCCGAUGGGUUUAAUAACUCUCUGGCCCCUUAUGAUACCUGCCCCAACGCCGGUGCACAUGGGAAGGCCGACCGUGCAAGCCCGUACGUCAAAGAGUGGAUGAGUCUGUAUCUCAAGGACGCGAAGCCGCGACUGCAAGCUCAGUUCCGGCCCAGUGUCAAAGCGAAUGGGGAGAUGGGCAAUGGUUUCUUAUUGACCGAUCGGCAUGUGUACAAUAUGCAACAGAUGUGUGCAUACGAGACGGUUGCCCUGGGGUACUCCAAAUUCUGCGAACUUUUUACGGAAGAAGAGUGGGAAGGGUUCAAUUACUCCAUGGACCUCCUUUUCUGGUACGACUCCGCAUUCGGCUCUCCAGUCGCGCGCAUCCAGGGACUCGGCUACAUCCAGGAGCUUGUGUCUCGACUAACCCACAUGCCAAUUGAGGUUCACAAUUCCAGUACGAAUGCCACAUGGCACAGGGAGGAGACGUGGCCGCUCUAUGAUUCCCUAUAUGUUGACGCGACCCACGAAGUGGUUGUGCUGAAUGUCCUCACUGCGCUCAACCUGACGACACUCGCUGAGACUGGUCCUCUUCCCGCCGACCAUAUCCCUGCAAACCGAUCGUUCAGGGCAUCCGACCUUGCACCAUUCGCAACCAACGUACAGUUCCAACUGCUCAGCUGCCCUGCAGAGACGUCCAGCUCAGAUCCCAGUCACAUCCGGAUCGUGAUCAAUGAUGGGCCCGUGCCUCUGCACGGUGUCCAACCAUGCCCUGUCUCUCCACAUGGACUUUGUCCUCUCGAGGCAUUCUUAGAAGGACAAAGAAAGACCAUCAGGGACACGGAUUGGGCAUGGGGGUGUUUUGGGGACUGGACAAUACCACCAGGCCCAGAGUGGGAGACUGUGGGAGGAUGGUAUCCACCCGAACCGCGGAAGGGGGAUAGCAAGUUUAAAAGCAAUUAGAGGUUCUUUGGCACUUUCGCAAAUGACAUGGACAUUGAGACGUUACUUGUAAAGCUGCUAAGAACAUACUAAGGUCCUUAUACUUUUCGACACAUAAUUCUCGUUCUCGGAAAUAUAACGAAUAUGACAUUAUCGUAUGGAAGGUACGCUAUCGUCUUUGCAUGUAUUCAGAUGCAUGGGCAUGGGAUGAUGAAGCACCAUCCCCACUACGAGCAUAAAAUGUCAGCUCCAGCACCUGCAAUGCACUCGCGAAAUAAACGACUGAUACUACCGGACAGGGUAAACAUCCUCCACGUAGCCGCAAAGGCUCCCUAACCUCGCUCUGUUGUUCUGAUUGUGGAUUCGGAUGUUCUUCCUCCGACGCCGGGACUCGAGAAGCGGAAGUAGACAUGGAAGUGCGGGACGGCU
This is a messenger RNA of Pisolithus orientalis, 2400 nucleotides long. RefSeq names its product phosphoglycerate mutase-like protein. The record is from RefSeq and is a predicted model, not a curated record. Gene Ontology annotation, molecular function: acid phosphatase activity. NCBI's taxonomy places the organism in Eukaryota, Fungi, Basidiomycota, Agaricomycetes, Boletales, Pisolithaceae. The coding region runs from base 43 to 1992 and encodes 649 amino acids. The transcript has 14 exons.